Molecule: messenger RNA, 1419 nt
Organism: Cucurbitaria berberidis CBS 394.84
Lineage: Eukaryota; Fungi; Ascomycota; Dothideomycetes; Pleosporales; Cucurbitariaceae
Exons: 5
Coding region: 1-1419 (472 amino acids)
Source: RefSeq, a predicted model, not a curated record
AUGGGUGAACAAGAUGUCUCCCUCGAAUCGGCCAGCGAUCAUCAUAGCGAGAGGCGCGAUUACCCAGUGAAAUGGUACCGCUCAACGUUUUUCAACAUAACUAUCUUGGGACUAUGUAACUUCAGCGCUCCUGGAAUCUGGGGCGCGAUGAACUCCCUUGGAGCCGGAGGAGCGCAGUCACCGACUCUGGUCAAUGCCGGCAACGCGCUCACCUUCUGCUUAAUGGUUGUCAGUUGCUACUUCAGUAGUGUAAUGGUGCAUUACAUCGGUAUCAAGGGCGCACUCAUUUUUGGAACUCUUGGAUAUGCUCCGUAUGCAGCAGCCCUGUACACAAACAACCGCUUCGGCACCGAGUGGUUCGUAUACCUUGGUUCCUCCCUCUGCGGCAUCUCAGCUGGCGUGUUCUGGAUGGCCGAAGCAGCCAUUGCGAUCGCCUAUCCCGAACCAUGGAACAAAGGCAAAGCCCUGGGUUACUGGCUUACAUACCGCCUCGCUGGUCAAAUUCUCGGCGGUGCGAUCAAUCUGGGGCUGAAUGUGAAGCGUGACAAAGCCGGAAAAGUCACCUAUACGGUGUACUUGGUCUUCAUCGCGCUACAGUGUGCAGGGCCAGUAGUGAGUUUGUUUUUGAAUAAACCAAACAAGGUGCAAAGGAAGGACGGAAAGAAAGUGGAGCUCGCGAUUUUGGAGAACCCGUGGUUUGAAAUCAAGCAGACUACGAAGCUGUUCUUCACUAAGAGAUUCCUACUCAUCGUACUUUGGAUUGGACAGGCGGUUUUCUCAGAGGCUGUGUACAACACCUAUCUUGCCCUAUGGUUCUCCGUCCGCGCUCGUGCCCUUGGUUCCUUCCUUUCUGGAAUCAUCGCUGUAACUUGCGGCAAUCUUCUAGGCGCCUAUCUUGACCGAACCAGCAUUGCGUUACAUGUUCGCGCCCGCACCGCAUUCGGUGCCAUCGCCGUCCUUCAAGGCGCCUGGUGGCUCUGGGCUACCGUCCUAGUCAGCGAGUUCCGGCAUACUGACCCGACCUACGACUGGGCAACACCAGGUUUUGGUCGAGCUUUCGGCGUCUUCGUCUUCCUGACAGUAGGCUUCCAGCUCAACUACCUCUUUCUAUACUUCAUUAUCAGCAAUAUUGCGACCAGUGAGCCUGAAGUCAUUCGUUACGCAGCGCUGCUGAGAGGCACGGAAUCUGCAUGGCAGGCAAUCAGCUAUGGCAUUACGUCUGUCACGGUGUUCGCCGAGGUUGGCGCUGUGUAUUGGAACUUCGCGCUAUGGGCUGUCGCUAUUUUCCCAGCGUGGUUGGUAGUCAAGGAAUUCGGUGGAAAUAGGAAAGCAGCUAUCGAACAAACUGAUAGCGGCAUUGUUACUCCGCCGAUCAAGGUCGAUGUUGACAGCAGAGAAAGCAAGGCUGUCGUCGGUUAA